AUGCGUCAGAUUAAAUACUCUGAUCUCAACAAGGUGAUUGCACAGCUAAAGUUGGAGAACAAGUUUAGCUAUAUCUACUCCACACCCGUCAUUGAAUCAUUCAUCAACCUAUUCUUUGAGACUGGCAAAGAGAAUCCACAUCUACUGAAUCUUGGCUACCAAUUGUUCCGUGCGUCACAAAAGGUGCAAAUUAGCUUCUCUCGAAACACACUCAAAGCAUUCCAGAAUCAUCUGCUCGUUGUCCAAGAAAAGUCGGGCCAAAAGAUACCGUCCGAUGUUUUCGCACUGAUUUUCGGUGGUACCGAAAGCUCCACUAAACAACUGCUGGAUUUGGAGCAUCAACUCCAAGAGAAUCCAAGUCGUCCUAUCACCAGCGACGAUCUCAAGCUCUAUCAAGUCACACCAAAGAAGAACGACCAUUUCAUUGAACUGGGAAUACAGUUGUUCAUCCAGCAUCAUUCGUCGGUCAAUGGCACGGAGAGCAUCCGUGAGUAUGUCCUCUCCGAUGAGAUCUACAAGCAACUCCUCACCGGCUCAUCGUUUAUUCUCAAGAAAGUAUUCUAUCUCAAAAAGCUGUUUGGUUAUCUCACUGGUCUGGGACGAUCCGAUAUCAUCAGAGAUUAUAUCACCGCUGGAAAUGGACUGGCAACGAUCGUUAGUAAAUCGAUCGAUGUCGACCUCCUCUACUACAUCUUGAUAUCGUACACCACUGCAAAGGAGAGAGUCGAAUUUUUGAAACAAACUACAUUCCAAUCGAUAGUUGGCCGUCAUCAUUUGGAUCUGGAGACUUUACUUCGAUCGGAUUCAACAGAGUUUUUCGAGGAACCCGCUCUCCUAAACAUUUUGGAUAUGUUUGGUACAUCUGAUGUUUUUCAAUAUAUUGAUUUAAAACUUGAAUCGAUUCAAUAG
Heterostelium album PN500 is the source of this 909-nucleotide messenger RNA. RefSeq lists its product as uncharacterized. The record is from RefSeq and is a predicted model, not a curated record. Bases 1 to 909 code for a protein of 302 amino acids. The transcript has 2 exons. Lineage: Eukaryota; Evosea; Eumycetozoa; Acytosteliales; Acytosteliaceae.